Molecule: messenger RNA, 13069 nt
Organism: Synchiropus splendidus (mandarinfish)
Lineage: Eukaryota; Metazoa; Chordata; Actinopteri; Syngnathiformes; Callionymidae
Gene: hspg2
Product: heparan sulfate proteoglycan 2
Exons: 85
Coding region: 439-11211 (3590 amino acids)
Molecular function (GO): calcium ion binding; protein binding
Source: RefSeq, a predicted model, not a curated record
GCUGGAGGCGGAGAAGAAACUCUGUUGGAUCUACAAAGUAAACGCGGGUGUUAGAAGAAGAAGCCUCAAAUCUAGGUUGAAACCAGUUCCGAGGAGCGCAGCCAUUGGUGACCGGCAGCUAUGAUUUCCAUUCCGCCUUUUCUCUCCGUCCCGGUCCAGAACUCCACUGUGACUCGCCGGACUUAACUCAGCACAAGACAAGUCGGAGUGUGGUAAGACUCACUGUUCUAUCCGACAUCUAUUCACAAUCCCAAGGAUUUUGGAGUUUCACCUGUUGAUGAAGACCCGGCGGCUCGGUGGGACCAACAGGAGCCGAGCAGAGAGACGAGAAGUCGGGGAGGGUGCAGAGCUCACGCCGCUCCACUGACUCGGAGGAGCGACGGACCACGGUCUCCCCUUCCUGCCCAACAGACACAGCCUGUGCUGGGGUGAACCAAUAUGGGCUUCUCGGUGUGUGGACUUACCCUGUCUCUGGUGCUCACCUGCCAGCUGCUCUCGGUGACUCAGGCGUCUAAGGUGUGGGGAGAGGUCCCGCUGCCCGAGGACCUGGAGGCGGAGAAGGAGGUGCGAGUGGCCAGGAGUUUGUUGGAUGACGAUGAGGACUUUGCAGCUGACGAAGCGUCUGGAGAUCUUCCCAGUGGAGCUGAAGAUGGCAGCACACCGUGGCCUCCGGUCUCCGAGAGCACCAUCUAUUACAGAGCUCUGGUCAACUUCACCGACUCCCUGGUCUACACCCCGGACCUGGAGGACAUCUUCUCUCCAGCCUUCAUCGAGCUCUCCGAAGCUGUCGUGGACACGCUGGAGUCAGAGUACAACCGGAUUCAAGGCGCCCAGACCGUCAGUGUGGUCCUCAUCAAGAAAAUGGUUCGAGAUGGUGGUGUAGACAUUUUUGUGGAGCUGGACGUCGGCACAGACUACAACAACGAUGAGCAGAUCCGCAGCGUGCUCUACAACGUGGUGAAAGAGGGCGCCAUCGCCUCCUACAUCACAUCAGUGCAGGGCUUUCAGUUCAGGCGCCUGGGAGAAGCUCAGACUCCGCCUCUUGGGGAGCCCUUAGCAGUGCCAGUGACCUCUGGGAUCAGACCCUGCAUGCCGGACGAGCACAGGUGCGGAGACGGAUCCUGCAUCCUGAUGGAGUACCUGUGCGACAACCGACCCGAUUGCAGAGACAUGAGCGAUGAAAUCAAUUGUGGAUCACUGGUGCCACCCAUCGUCGUCAUCACCCCCGCCCCUGCGGUCACCACCCCUAAGAAAUCCCCUCGGCCCCCGAGUGUACCUGGCCCCUGCAGAGUGGACCAGGCCACGUGUCAGAGUGGCGAGUGCAUCCCGCGAGACUACAUCUGCGACGGAGAGAGAGACUGCUCUGACGGGAGCGACGAGUUCAGAUGUGGAACACCAUCACCCUGCGAACCGAAUGAGUUCAAGUGCAAGAACGGCCGCUGCGCCCUCAAGCUGUGGCGAUGCGAUGGCGACAAUGACUGCGAGGAUAAUUCAGAUGAAACAGACUGUCCUACCAAGGGACCUGAUGACCGCUGUGCUCCAGAGCAGUUUGAAUGUCUGAGCGAUCGCACUUGCAUCCCGGCCAGCUACCAGUGUGAUGAGGAGCCAGAUUGUCCAGACCGCUCGGACGAAUACGGCUGCACUCCGCCGUCUGUGACCAGCCCACCUGAGGAGUCUGUGCAGGCGGCUCGUGGGUCCACAGUGACCUUCACUUGCCAAGCGGUUGGUGUUCCUACUCCUAUCAUUAGCUGGAGACUUAACUGGGGCCACAUUCCUGUCAGUGGCAGAAUCUCCAUGACCAGUGAGAACGGCCGAGGCACGCUGACCAUCCGUGACGUGAAGGAGGCGGAUCAGGGGGCGUACACUUGUGAGGCCAUCAACGCUAAAGGUCUGGUGUUUGGUGUCCCUGAUGGAGUCCUGACCCUCACAACCGGUCCAAAUCCAGGCAAUUGUCCUGAUGGUCACUUCAGUGUGGAGGGCCGCUGCAUAUCCUGCUUCUGUGCUGGAAUAACCAAAGUCUGCAAAGCCACCGGACGUUACCGCAACCGGAUCACCUUGCGCUUCACACAUGAGGACGACUUCAGAGGAGUGAACGUCUCGUACCCGUCCAGGCCGGGCGAUCCACCUCUCUCCACCACCCAGUACAUGAUCAACACUGACAUGGAGGAGUUCCAGCUGGUUGAUUUGUCCAGGCGAUUCCUCAAUCUGGACUCUUUCUGGACGUUGCCACGACAGUUUCUGGGCAAUAAGAUCGAUUCAUACGGAGGAACUCUGUCAUUCAAAGUGCGGUACACGCUGGCCCGCGACCAGCGGCCUGACCCAGUGGAGAGACCUGACGUGAUCAUUGUGGGAAACGGACGGAGGCUCAUUUCUAAACGAGGCAGCGGAACCACAGCGAGGCAGGUCAAUCUGAAGGAGGUCAAAUUCACUGAAGAUAACUGGCAGCACUCCAACGGCCGUCCGGUGAGCCGAGAGGAACUGUUGAUGACCCUGGCUAACCUGGACAGCAUCAGCAUUCGCACCAUCUAUGACAACCACAUGGUGAGCGUGGCUCUCAGUGACAUCAUCAUGGAGACCACGACCGUCGAGUUCAGCACUCUGGGUCAUGCCAAGAAUGUGGAGGAGUGCAGGUGCCCCCCCGGAUACUCAGGUCUGUCCUGUGAAGUCUGCUCUGCCGGUUUUGAUCGGGUUCCUGGUGGAUCCUAUCUGGGGACGUGUGCUGGCUGCAACUGCAACGGUCAUGCCAGCGCCUGCGACCCUAUCAGUGGUCACUGUCUGAGCUGCCAGCACAACACAGAAGGACCCCAGUGUGACAAAUGCCGCUCCGGGUACUUCGGAGACCCGAGUCAAGGUCGUCCCGAUGACUGCAAGCCCUGCCCCUGCCCUUACUACGAGACCACACGCCGCUUCUCUGACACCUGCUUCCUCGACAUCGACAGACAGCCCACAUGUGACGCCUGCAGACCUGGCUACACAGGCCGGCGCUGUGAAAAAUGUGCUCCUGGUUACCAUGGCAAUCCACUCCUGCCAAGUGGAAAAUGUGUUCCCAGUUUAUCUUCCAAGUGUGACGACAGAGGAAGCGUCAGCUCCAGCAGCCGACUUUGCAGCUGCAAGAACAACGUGGUUGGCGCUCAGUGUGACCAGUGUAAACCCGGUUUCUUCCAUCUGUCGGAGUCCAACCCGGACGGUUGCCUGCAGUGUUUCUGCAUGGGUGUCACCAAACAGUGUUCCAGCUCCGUUUGGAACCGAGACCAGGUGCGUGGUGGAGUGAACGGUCAGCUCUUCAAGCUCUCCAAUAGUGCCAACACGAAGACCAUCGAGGACGGCAUCACCCAGAGGGGCUUGUCUGAAGUUGUGUACCGUUCCUUCUCCAGUCUGCCCAGAGACACCUACUACUGGGUGCUGCCGGACAGCUUCAGAGGAGACAAGGUGACAGCUUAUGGUGGCGAGCUUCGAUACACGGUGCGCUUUGAGCCUCUCCAGCGGUCCCUGGUGAUUGACGGUCGUCCAGACGUGGUUCUGCAAGGAAACGGAAUCUUCCUAGAGCACUACUCUCAGACCAAACCCCUAGCCCGGGUCCAUCAGCCUGUCACUGUCCUCUUCAGAGAGUCGGCAUGGCGUCGAGCUGACGGCCAGCUGUGCACACGUGAGCACCUCCUGAUGGCGCUGGCCGACGUGACGCUCUUCAUGAUCCGGGCCUCAUAUGUGGAUUACAUGGCUGAGAGCAGCAUUUCAGACAUCAAGAUGGACAUUGCUGUCCCACGCUCCACUGGGAAUGAGCGAGCCGUGGAGGUGGAGGAGUGCGCUUGCCCUCAGGGCUACAAAGGACCCUCAUGUCAGGAGUGUGACGAGGGCUUCACCAGGACCACCUCGGGUCUGUAUCUGGGCACGUGUGAGCGCUGCGACUGCCACGGACACGCCAGCAGCUGUGACCCCGACACCGGCAUGUGUCUGCAAUGUCUCCACAACACUGCCGGGCCGAGGUGCGACCGCUGCCAGCCGGGUUUCUAUGGGAACCCUGCCACUGGAGGCGCUCAGGCCUGCCAGCCUUGUCCUUGUCCUGGAACUAGCUCCAGCAGUCAAUUCUCCUCAACCUGCCGUCUGGACUCUGACGGUCAGCCCACCUGCGACAGCUGUCCCACUGGAUUCACGGGGCGCCGCUGUGAAAGAUGUGCUGCUGGAUACAGUGGAAACCCGCUGCUGGGACAGGCGUGUACGACUGGUAACACUGUCAAUGGGAACUGCUACAGCUGUGACCAGAGAGGAAGUGAAGGCUGUGACGGAGCGCAGUGUCGCUGCAAGAUGAACGUUCGAGGGCCUACCUGCUCCGAGUGCAACGCUGGAACCUUCCACCUCAGCGAGCACAACAAAGAUGGCUGCCUGUCCUGUUUCUGCAUGGGCGUCACACAGCAGUGCUCCAGUUCCACCUACUACAGAGACCUGGUGGCCUCAGCCUUCUCGCCUGGAAACUUCCAGGGAUUUGCCCUGGUCAACCGUCAGCGCACCAACCGCAUCACCACCGGCUUCACAGUGGAACUAUCCACAGAAGGAACUCAACUUUCCUACAGCAACUUUGACUACGUGGGACAGGAGCCGCACUACUGGCAGCUUCCACAGGUCUACCAGGGGGACAAGUUCUCUCUGGUCUACAAAGAUUUCAGCUCGCAGCAGGACGAUCUGCUCUUCUGGCAGCUGCCUGCUCCAUUCACUGGGGAGAAGGUGGGCUCAUACGGCGGAAAACUCAAGUACACUGUCUCCUACGUGGCUGGCCCGAGAGGAACUCUGCUGGAUGAUGCUGACGUUCAGAUCAUUGGUAAUGACAUCACUCUGGUGGCCAGUCAGCCCUGGCAGCGCCGCCAUCAGGGAGCCAGAGAGACCCAGCAGUUCCAGAUAGUUUUCAGAGAGGAGAACUGGCGGCGUCCUGACGGCAUGCCGGCAACGCGUGAGCACCUGAUGAUGGUGCUCGCUGAUCUGGACGACAUCCUGAUCCGAGCCUCGUACUCCACUGAGAUGCGUUCGUCCAGCAUCUCAGACAUCAGCAUGGAGGUGGCCGUGCCCAACUACAGUGGUUUGCCUCAGGCUCUGGAGGUGGAGCAGUGUCGCUGCCCACCUGGGUACCAGGGCCUGUCUUGCCAGGACUGUGCUGCAGGAUACACUCGCACCGGCACCGGGCUGUACCUGGGGCACUGCGAGCUCUGUGAAUGCAACGGCCACUCGGACUCCUGCCACCCGGAGUCUGGUAUCUGCACGAGCUGCCAGCACAACACGCAGGGUGAGUUGUGUGAGCAGUGUGCCCCUGGCUACUUUGGCGACCCCACUGUUGGUACCCCAGAAGACUGCCAGCCCUGCGCCUGCCCCCACACUGACCCAGAGAACAUGUUUUCUCCGACCUGUGAGAGUCUCGGGAACGGAGGGUACCAGUGCACUGCCUGCCAGCCCGGCUACACCGGCCAGUACUGUGAACGUUGUGCUCCAGGAUAUGUGGGCAACCCCCAGCAGAGGCAGAAGUGUCUGCCAUAUGAUGCUGCAGCCUCGUUGGUGGUGAAGGUUUAUCCAGCACAAGUUGUGACUGAUUUAGGUGGCUCUGUCACGCUACGCUGCCAGGUAUCUGGUUCUCCUCCACACUAUUUCCACUGGUCCAGACAGGAUGGACGGCCCAUCUCGGGCAGCGCUGACAGACGGAGACAAGGAGCAGAACUUUACUUGCCAAAAGUCCAGGCGAGCGACGCUGGCGUCUACAUCUGUACCUGCCGAGACCAGAGGAGCUCCAACACCAGCAGAGCAGAGAUCGUGGUCAGAGACCUUCCAUCUAGAGCCAUCGAGGUGACAGUUGAGGAACCAAAAGCACAGACAGUCCGAGUCGGCGCGACGAUUAGCUUUAUCUGCACAGCAAAGAGCAAAUCUCCAGCCUACACUCUGGUGUGGACGCGCAUGGGCAAUGGCAAGCUGCCCAACCGGGCCAUGGACUUCAACGGCAUCCUGACCAUCCGGAACGUCCAGCCGGAGGACGCGGGCGAAUACGUCUGCACCGGCUCCAACAUGUUCGCCAUGGAUGAGGGCCGGGCCGUGCUCUACGUGCCAGAGGGCUCACAGACUCAGAUGUUUUACACAGCCUAUGAAAUGUUUGAAGGACACCGAAAGCCUGCAGAGGGGGUCCAGCCAGUGGCCAGCAUCAACCCCACAGUUCUGACUGUCAGGCAGGGUCAGCGCGCUGAGUUCAGGUGCACUGCAACAGGAAACCCAACGCCGGCUCUGGAGUGGAUCGGUGGUCCUGGGAACCGGAUGAGUCCCCGAGCGUCGGUCAGAGGCGGGGUGUUGACCUUCACGGCGGUGGACCCGGCUGAUGAAGGAGACUACACCUGCAAGGCCCUGAACACACACGGAGAGCACACCGCGCGGGUUUCCCUCUUCGUACAAAAGUCCAACCCCAGUGGACUGGGCACCCAACCUCAGGUCCAAGUGAGUCCCCAAAACAUCGAAGUCCACGAGGGCGACACCAUCAGGCUGUACUGUCGUGCCACCGGAUCACCGACCCCGAAGCUGACGUGGCUGAAGAACGGAGGCCAGCUUCCUCCUCAGGCCAUUCCCUCUCAUGGUUUCCAUCAGUUUAAAAGCAACAGUCUCGAUGUGUUACACAGACGUAUUGAGGAUCUGCAGGCACGAAUGGACCGUACUGACAUUGGAACACUCCUGAUCCCCGACGUCAAGGCGUCGGACGCGGGCACCUACAUGUGUGUCGGCAGCAACAGCAUCGGGUCUAACAGUGCGCCGAUCAAAGUCACUGUGCACAAAGGAGAGCACAGCACCUCGGUGGUCACCAUCCAGCCGUCCAUCGCAGACGUCCAGGAGGGUCAGAGUCUGGAUCUCAACUGCCUUGUUCAUGGGAACCCUCCUCCUCCUGUGUCAUGGAUGAGAACAACCGGCCGUCUCUCCUCUAACCACCGGGUUCUGGGUAGUCGGCUGAGGAUCCUGUCGGCUACGAUGGAAGAUUCUGGAGAAUACAUCUGCACAGUUCGGGACAAUUCAGGAAACGCUCCGAUCCGCCAGGCCUCCGUCUCUGUGUCAGUCACCUCCUCGUCCUCACGUCUUCAGAGUCCCAUAAUCUCCAUCGAGCCACACAGCGCCUCAGUCAGAGUGGGAGAGUCGGCCAGUUUCAGGUGCAGAGUCUACAGUGGCGCACAGCCAGUGAGGCUGGAGUGGAAACUGGCCAACAACCAGCCCCUUCCAGACAAUGUUAAAGUGGGUCCUGAUGGUUCAGUGCUCACCGUGUCCAACGUCCAGUCCAUCAAUCACGGCGCAUACCGCUGUGUGGCCAGCAACCCCUUCGGCAUAACACACACCAUCGUGUCUCUGAUUGUUAAAGAGACACCUGUUGUGACUGUCACCCCUGUGGGCCCUCUGCGGGUCAGAGUGGGCGACCCCAUCAAUCUGGAGUGCCAGGCGUCAGGGGAACCCCGGCCUUCGGUGUCAUGGCACCGACUGGGCCGCAACCGUAAAGUGAUGCUGAGCAGCCCCGUGCCAGUGGAGUCCAACGCCAUCAUGCAGAUCCUGGCGGCCCGUCCAGAGGACAGCGGUACCUAUGUCUGCACAGCUCGCAACAAUGAGGGUUCCACCGAGACCAGGGUGGAGGUGAUCAUCGAAGCCUCCUCGCAGCUGCCCUCACCCCCCAGAGCUUCAGUCCCUGAGCCGGUGAUGGUGGUGGUUGACGGUCAGACGGUUACACUUCGCUGCCAGGCUCACGGUGUCCCGCCCCCAACCAUCAGCUGGUCUAAGCUGCGGUCCCCUUUGCCCUGGAGACACAAGGUGGUGGACAACAACCUGGUGCUGCCCACUGUGGGCCGACAGGACUCUGGAGAAUACAUCUGUAGUGCCACCAACCACCUGGGCACCAGUGAGGUCACCAUCGUGCUGGAUGUGGAGACUCCACCGUACGCAACCUCAGUGCCUGAUGACGUGGCAGUGCGUGUCGGGGAGGUCAUUCGACUGCAGUGCCUUGCUCAUGGGACCCCUCCUCUGACUUACACCUGGUCCAGACUGGAGGGAGGUCUGCCAGCAAGAGCUCAGGUCAGUGGCGGUGAUCUCCAGAUCAACCUGGCCACUGCAGAAGACGCCGGGAACUACAAGUGUGUGGCCAGCAACAAAGUGGGCAACAGUGAGGUGGUCGCCAAAGUCACCGUCAGAUCGCCUCUGGCGGUGCGUGUGUCCCCUCAGGUGGAGGUGAAGGCUCAGGGCAGCGCCGUGGAGUUCACGUGUUCAGCAGCCGGAGGGAUCGAGACCAAAAUUGAGUGGCUGAAAGAAGGAGGCGCUCUGCCUCCCAACCACCACGUGAAGGACGGAGUGCUGCGGAUUGAGAAUCUCGAGCAGAGCAACGAGGGUGUUUACAUCUGCAGAGCCAGCAGUGUGUACGGCCAAGCCCAAGAUUCUGCUCGUCUCACCAUCCAAGCUCUGCCGAAGGUGAUGAUCAACGUCCGCACCUCCGUUCAGACGGUGAUGAUUGGGAACUCGGUGGAGUUUGAGUGUCAGGCUGUGGGUGAUCCUGAGCCCACGGUACACUGGAGCAAAGUGGGCGGGCCCCUGCCAGCCCACAUCAUGGUCAAGGACGGCAUGCUGAGGAUCGAUCAGGUGACGGAGGCCGACACCGGUCACUACCGCUGCACUGCCACCAACGACGUGGGCUCUGUGCAGUCGCAGGUCGUCCUCCACGUCCAGUCUCUUCCUCAGAUAGCUGCACUGCCAGAGACCAAGGAGGUGACGGUGGGAUCUGAUGCAGUGCUGCCCUGCGUGGCCUCGGGCUAUCCUGCUCCUGAGAUCAAAUGGACCAAGCUGGAUACAGAACUUCCUCCCAAGUGUUUCCAGGAGAAGAACGUGCUGACGGUUCCCAGAGUCACACACGAAGACUCCGGAACGUACGUGUGCACCGCCUCCAACAAACAAGGGAAAGUGGAGUCUUUCACCAAACUGGAAGUUCACGAGCGAGUGAUGCCCUACUUUGCCCAGGAGCCACUCUCCUACCUGACGCUGCCCACCAUCAAAAACGCCUACAAGACCUUCAGCAUCAAGAUCAACUUCAGACCCGACAACGUGGACGGUCUCAUAUUGUACGCUGGUAUGAUCCUGUACAACGGCCAGAGGAGGAGCACCGGAGCCGACUUCAUCUCUCUGGGCCUGGUGGGCGGACGUUUGGAGUUCAGGUUCGAUGUGGGCUCCGGUAUGGCUACCAUCCGAGACCCCACCCCCAUCAAGCUGGGCGAGUUCCACACCGUGGAGCUGCACCGGAACCACACGCUGGGCUACAUCAUUGUGGACGGUGGCCAGUCAAUUAACGGGAGCUCGCAGGGAAAAUUCCAGGGUCUGGACCUGAAUGAGGAGCUUCAUGUCGGCGGGUACCCCAACUACACCCUGCUAGCCAAGACUGCCGGCAUCAAGACGGGUUUUGUUGGCUGCAUCCGUCAGCUGGUCGUCCAGGGCGAGGAGGUCAUCUUCAAAGAUCUGCAGCGCAGCUCCACCGGGGUCUCCAACUGUCCCACCUGCAAGGACCAGCCGUGCCAGAACGGCGGCAGGUGCGAGGACUCGGACGCCAGCCUGUACAAGUGCAGCUGCCCCAAAGGUUUCACCGGGAGCAACUGUCAGCACCACUCCUCGCUGCACUGCCACUCAGACGCCUGUGGACCUGACGCCACCUGCAUCAGCCGACCCUCAGGUCUGGGCUACAGCUGCCGCUGCCAUCUGGGGAAGUCUGGCCACAAAUGUAUGGAUGGUGAGCUGGUGACCACGCCAAUGUUCGAUGGCGAGGAGUCUUACAUCGCUUACCCUCCGCUCACCAAUGUGCAUGACGACCUGCGGGUGGAGCUGGAGUUUAAACCCAUGGAAAGAGACGGACUGAUGUUUUUCUGUGGCGGGAAGAAGAUAAAGGUGGAGGACUUUGUGGCCAUCUCCAUGGUGGCGGGUCAUGUGGAGUUCAGAUAUGAGCUGGGCACAGGUCAGGCAGUCAUCCUCAGUCCAGAGCCUGUCUCUCUGGGUCAGUGGCACAGAGUCGUCGCCGAGCGGAACAAGAAGUCGGGACAUCUGAGAGUCGAUCAUGGCCCUGUGGAGAGGAGGUCCUCUCCGGGUAAAGCUCAGGGUCUCAACAUCCACACCCCCAUGUUCCUGGGCGGCGUCCCUGAUUUGGAGCUGCUGCCCAAACCAGCCAACGUCAGCGAGAUGUUUGAGGGUUGCAUCGGAGAAGUCCUCAUCAACAACAAGAAGGUGGAUCUAUCCUACAGCUUCACGGAGAGCCGGAGCAUCAGCAAGUGUGUCCACAAUAGUCCCUGCGACCUUCGACCCUGUCUGAACGGAGGACGCUGUAUGUCCAACGCCGAGUAUGAGUACCAGUGUCUGUGUCGGGAUGGAUUUGUCGGGCAGCGCUGCGAGCACCUGAUAGACGGGUGCGACCGCGACAGCGAGUGUCAGAACCGAGGCAGCUGUGUGAACGGAGUGUGUGUGUGUGCAGUUGGAUUCACCGGAGUCCACUGUGAGGAAGGCCAGUUCCCCCGCUCCUACGAGGUCCUGCAGCGUUUGGAAUCUAGCGAGGCUAAUGACUCGCCCUAUCAGUACGCCGUGAGUUUCCACAGCGACGGUUACAUCGCUCUUCCCAAAGCCGUCUUCCCCAGAAGCGCCCCCGACUCACCAGAGACCAUCCAGCUGGAGAUCAGGACCACUUCAGCGGAGGGCCUGAUUCUGUGGCAGGGGGUGGAGACCACUGGCGCUCGCCAUUUACGCAAGGUGCAUGCUAACAGAAAGGAACUGGGCGAACAUGGAAGAGGCAAAGACUUCAUCAGCCUGGGCCUGAGCGACGGUCACCUGGUCUUCAGUUACCAGCUGGGCAGCGGCGAGGCAGAGAUCCGCUCCACCAGAAACAUCAACGACGGGAAGUGGCAUAAAGUGACGGCUGUCAGGACCGGAAAAGAUGGAUACCUUCAGAUCGACGGAGGAGCCGAGCUGCACGGGCAGUCGAGGGGCAAGAGCUUGAUGGUCAACACCAAAGGAAGUUUAUACCUCGGUGGCGCUCCAGACAUGCCCGCCAUGACCGGAGGAAAGUUCUCCACAGGAAUGAGGGGGUGCGUGAGGAACCUGCUGCUGGCCAACGCCAGGCCGGGGCAGCAGCUGGCGCCCGUGGUGGACCUGCAGUCGCAGGCCUCUCACGGCGUCAACGUGCAGCAGUGCGCCUCGUAGAGACUCUCUCUCACAGAGACUGCCAAGUGAUGUCACAGCUACACUCUCACACGGAGCCCGACUCCACCCUGGUGCUGCCAAACCUCCGUGUGACCAAAACCAAAAACCAUUCUAACAGCGACGUGUCGGACUAUUAACACAGAUCCAGUUUACAUUCUUCCAGCAGUAGUUUUAGCCGCCAGACCUAUUUUUGAGUCAAAUUUGAUGGAGAUGUUUUUACAGCACUGAAUUUUUAUUUAUAUACAUAUGGAUAUAUAGAUAUAUAUAUAUUAUAUUUGUGGGGGAAACAUGCAGACUAACCAUCACUCUUCUCUCCUGGGGGUUCUUUGUUCCAACACUGUGUCCACACGUUGUCGCCGCUCCUCUGUGCGCGAGCAUGCUUCUUGUCUUUCCACAUCUUUGGGACGUCACACGCAGCUUCCACACACAACUCAGGUCCACCACAUGACAUCACUUCUGUCAUGGUGCCGCUCCCUGCAGGACUUCACCGCGAGUCCUCUGACAGUGUAGGAGUCUUUGCAUCCCAAUUGUUGGGGUUUCUAAUACUAGCAUCUGUGGUUUUUCUCCACUCGGUCACAAGUGUGUUGAGACGCUGCAACAUGUGACUUCAGGAGGACAGGUGAAGUCCUGCAGGGGCUGUAGAUGGUGUGCUUUCUCGUACUGAAGAAAACAUGGUGCUAUCUUUCAACAGCCAAGCAGCUGAGAUGCGUUUUGACCUGGUGUAGCUCUGUUUUGCAAUGACUAGAACUAGCUCCUCUCAGCCUUCUACUGGAGGGUUUGUUACCCCCUGGUGGCUGGUCGCACUAAUACUCCACACCGCUCUUUCGGGAGGAUGAGCGAUUUGGAAGUAGCUUUUAGUUGGAAUGAGUUCAUGAAAGUAAGAGUGUUAUAGUUUACGAUCACUUAGCUGUUCAGUUCCGGUGGGAGCAUGUGAAGCAGGAGAAAUGAUGCCAGACAGGACAGCAUUUCUGACAUGUGGUGACUCCGAGCGAGAGAAACCAAAGUUGUUUUUUAAUGGACUCCCUCUUUGGCCAGGUGCAGGUUGUGGGUUGCCAGGUCCAGCUGACUGCCUUAUUGUGGCCGUGUGACCCAUGUGACUGGUCCUCUGUCAUGAAGCAUGCUCAGCCACACCCGACUCUUCUACUCUUCACCGCGUGUGUUCUGUCACCAUCCUGAAAAACCGUGUCCCUGCAGAGCCGUGUGGGCUGUCACUGAAAGUUGAACAGAUGUUAGCUGUUGACACAACCGAUGACUGACAAGCAGCGAGCUGCUGGUGAGUGUUGUGCCUCCAGCCACUCAGUGAAGACAAAUGCAGCCCAGCAGCAGGCAGGCGUCACCAACCACAGCAGACUUGACGCUUCUGUUUUGGCAGCAGACAUCAGGGCGGCAGGUGACUGAGCAGGUCACACGUGUCUCCUGCUGGUGCUUCAGAGUUUGGUCCGUCACCUGUCCGAUCUCUGACAGUGGCAGGCGCCGCAGAGUUGGCCCCUGGAACCGCUGUACUAAUCACUUUGAUGAAGAGUCCCUUCACUUUUAUUUAUUUCUUUUUAGAGAUUAAUUCUGCUGUUUUAGAGCGAUCACUGAAGCUUGCCUCUGUUCUCCCCCCACCCCCCUGUGUUUGCCCUGGUUGUGCUUAUGUUGGAGCCUCUUAAGAGUCUUCAGCCAGAUGGAUGCUCCAAGUGACUCCAGAUCUGAGAGGCAACGUCAGCUGUGUGUUUAAGGUGCACUUUUAGUCAGUUACGUUUUCUAUUGUGUUCAACUCUUGAUCCACAGAAACAAAACAUUGUUGAAGUUGCACCUCGGUUCCCUGCGCCAGAGCAACUCGCCCCGCGGCCCGACUUUUCUUAAAUAAAAUGAA